AUGUUUUUAACAUUCGUCUGCCUUUUUGGUAUUGGUGAAAAACAGGAUCCAGUUGCUCCAAUUCUUGGUAACUGGCAAAUUACUGGUUCAGUAGAAGGAACAGAUAAUUCUGAAAUUGCUAAUUUUACAUUAGGAAUUUCAAAGACACCAGAAAAUCCACACAUUUCAACAGAAAUUCACGGAGCUGAUGAAGAUGGCGUUGUUGUUCCACUUGCUAAAGUUGAAAUCGAUUGUGAAGGUGUUAUCGCUAAUGUUAAAGUUGAGUCCAAUUCAGCCACAUUAGAAUUCGCUAUUGACUGCUCCAAGAAAUCAGAUGUUGGCACAACAGAAAAUUAUCAGUAUUCUUACAUUAACUAUGGCACAACAAUCCUUCUUACACUUUAUGAUACAACAACACGCAAAAUUACAUCAUACAGAUUACAGAAACCACAGCCACAACAAUCAGCAUUGACUAGUAUGAUGCCAAUGCUUAUGAUGUUUGCUAUGCAGUUCUUCAUGAGGAGACCGCAGGCACAGCAGGGUAAUGGUGAAGCUAAUCAGUAA
This is a messenger RNA of Trichomonas vaginalis G3, 543 nucleotides long. RefSeq lists its product as uncharacterized. The record is from RefSeq and is a predicted model, not a curated record. The transcript has a single exon. NCBI's taxonomy places the organism in Eukaryota, Parabasalia, Trichomonadida, Trichomonadidae. The coding region runs from base 1 to 543 and encodes 180 amino acids.